AUGAGUACCAAGAAACCCAAUUGCAUGUCUAUUAUUUUGGUUUUGGUCUUGGUUUUAUGCCAAUGUAUUCGGCUGAAAGCUCAGCUUCAAGUAGGGUUUUACGCUGCUUCAUGCAGUAUGGCUGAGUUCAUUGUUAAAGAUGAGGUUAGAAAAGGGGUUAGUAGUGACAAAGGCAUGGCCGCUGGCCUCCUCAGAAUGCAUUUUCAUGAUUGUUUUGUGAGGGGUUGUGAUGGAUCAGUGCUAAUUGACUCCACUCCUUCAAACACAGCAGAGAAAGAUUCUCCAGCUAAUAAUCCUAGUCUUCGAGGGUACGAAAUCAUCGAUAAUGCAAAGGCUAGACUUGAAGCAUCAUGUAAAGGAGUUGUCUCAUGUGCUGAUAUACUCGCUUUUGCGGCAAGGGAUAGUGUGGAGAUGACAGGAGGGUUGGGCUAUGACGUUCCUGGUGGAAGAAGAGACGGUAGAAUUUCGUUAGCUUCUGAUAUACAAGCGAACUUACCUGCUCCUACACUAAACGUCAACCAACUCACUCAAAUGUUUGCAAACAAGGGAUUCACUCAAGAAGAAAUGGUGACGCUUUCCGGCGGACACACCAUUGGCCGGUCUCAUUGUACUUCCUUCAGCGCCAGACUGUACAGCUUCAACACAACGGUGAGUCAGGACCCAAGUCUAGAUCCCACAUAUGCAACCCAGCUGAAGCAGCAAUGCCCACAGGGCAGCACAAACCCUAAUCUGGUGGUUCCAAUGGACACAUUAAGCCCAAGUACCACAGACGUAGGCUACUACAGGGACAUUCUAGCCAACAAAGGAUUGUUCGGUUCAGACCAAACUCUCAUGACAAACACAGCCACAGCAAACCAAGUGAAUCAAAAUGUUAGGAACCCCAUGCUUUGGAGUAGAAAUUUUGCUGAUGCAAUGGUGAAGAUGGGUCGAAUUGGUGUGCUAACAGGUAAUAACGGAGAGAUUCGAGCAAAAUGCAGAGUGAUCAACAGCUGA
Ilex paraguariensis (yerba mate) is the source of this 993-nucleotide messenger RNA. The record is from the annotation of a GenBank genome assembly. Lineage: Eukaryota; Viridiplantae; Streptophyta; Magnoliopsida; Aquifoliales; Aquifoliaceae.